CAGACAGCUAACAAGGGCCAUCGCCAGGACCCAAACAUUACUUACCGGAAAGUUUUCAGGCAUGAAGUAAACAUUGGAGUUAACGCUCAAAAGACCGACCUUGGUUUCUUUCAGACCCUGGACUGUGGAUACAAUGAACAACAUGUCGCCUGAGGUUGCGCUGCACCGGAUCUCGCCUGAGCUGCGACCACUGCUGUGCAGUGUGGUGAGAAACGGCCGAGUGGGGCUCGACUCCACUAACUGCCUUCGGGUCACAGACCUCAAAACAGGAUGCACAUCUCUAACUCCAGGACCAUGCUGCGAUCGCUUCAAACUCCACAUCCCCUACGCCGGAGAAACCCUUAAAUGGGAUAUCAUUUUCAAUGCGCAGUAUCCCGAAUUACCUCCAGAUUUCAUUUUUGGUGAAGAUGCAGAGUUUCUUCCUGAGCCUUCUGAACUACCCCACUUGGUCGACUGGGAUGCUGGAAACCCAGAGUGUUUGCUUCAGCUGGUGAAAGAGCUCAUCCAGCAGUACCAUCAGUACCAGUGCCAACGCCUGCGCGAAAGCUCCAGACUGCUGUUUGAGUACGAUAGCCUGCUGGAAGAUCCGAGCUACGGACGGAACUUGGAGAUUUACGCCGGACGGAAAAACACCUGGACCGGAGAGUUUUCAGCCCGUUUCCUCCUUAAACUCCCAGUGGACUUCAGCAACAUCCCAGUUUAUCUUCUCAAGGACACAGCACUGGACCCAGGAGAGGAUGUGGCUCUUCUCUCAGUAAGCUUUGAGGAUGCUGAAGCUACCCAGGUUUUCCCCAAGCUAUACCUCUCUCCAAGCAUCGAGCACGCUUUGGGAGGCUCCUCCGCACUUCACAUCCCAGCGUUCCCCAGCGGAGGAUGCCUAAUUGAUUACGUCCCUCAAGUGUGUCAGCUACUCACCAACAAGGUUCAGUAUGUCAUACAAGGUUAUCACAAGAGGAGGGAGUACAUCGCUGCUUUUCUCAGCCACUUUGGAAUGGGGGUGGUGGAGUACGAUGCAGAGGGAUUCACUAAACUCACUCUACUCCUCAUGUGGAAAGACUUCUGCUUCCUAGUGCAUGUGGAUCUCCCGCUGUACUUCCCCAGGGAUCAGCCCACCCUCACCUUCCAGUCUGUGUAUCACUUCACCAACAGCGGACAGCUCUAUUCUCAGGUGCAGACAUCAUAUCCCUAUAGCCCACGCUGGGACGGAAACGAGAUGGCCAAAAGGGCAAAAGCGUACUUCAAGAGUUUCAUUCCUCAGUUCCAGGAAGGAGCCUUUGCCAAUGGGAAACUGUAGCUCUUCUCUCGUUUUAUGACAUGUGCUGGAGUUUGUCUGGGUGUUUUUACUCUUCUGUACCUGUUUUUUGUCUGCAUAGACAUUGAAUCUCACGUUAUUCUCACUGACCUGAUGGGAGAAGUCACCUUCCUGUAGAAUGUUUUCUAGGUGUCAUGAAGAUUCAUCGUAAGUGUUGACAGCUGAGUAAAAAGCCUUCACUCUUAAAGCCCCUACAUAAAUACUAUUUCUUACAAUAACUACUGUUUUGUGUAUGAUGUCUGGAAACUCCAUGCACUGAUUUCCUAUUUGCUUUAAAAAGAGCUGAAAGAACAAGCCUAUUUUCCUUACUUUGAUCACAUUUUUGUCAAUUUGUGUUUAGCUGUUGAUAUUAAAAUUCUUCAGAACUUUA
Girardinichthys multiradiatus is the source of this 1682-nucleotide messenger RNA. It is a transcript of the gene babam2, whose product is annotated as BRISC and BRCA1 A complex member 2. The transcript has 12 exons. Gene Ontology annotation, biological process: double-strand break repair. Gene Ontology annotation, cellular component: BRISC complex; BRCA1-A complex. NCBI's taxonomy places the organism in Eukaryota, Metazoa, Chordata, Actinopteri, Cyprinodontiformes, Goodeidae. Bases 134 to 1294 code for a protein of 386 amino acids. The record is from RefSeq and is a predicted model, not a curated record.